Molecule: messenger RNA, 6169 nt
Organism: Prinia subflava (tawny-flanked prinia)
Lineage: Eukaryota; Metazoa; Chordata; Aves; Passeriformes; Cisticolidae
Gene: TADA1
Product: transcriptional adaptor 1
Exons: 8
Coding region: 59-1066 (335 amino acids)
Biological process (GO): regulation of transcription by RNA polymerase II
Cellular component (GO): SAGA complex
Molecular function (GO): transcription coactivator activity
Source: RefSeq, a predicted model, not a curated record
CCCUCUGCGCGCACGUGACCGGCGGGCACGUGACGGGCCCGAGGCGGCGGCGGCCGUGAUGGCGACCUACGUGAGCGAGCUGGAGGCGGCCAAGAAGAGCCUCAGCGAGGCGCUGGGCGAGAACGUGAAGCAGUACUGGGCCAACCUGAAGCUCUGGUUUAAGCAGAAGAUCAGUAAGGAGGAGUUUGACUUAGAAGCGCGCCGGCUUCUCACGCAAGACAAUGUUCACUCGCACAACGAUUUCCUCCUGGCUAUUCUCACCCGAUGCCAGAUCUUGGUUUCUGCCCCAGAAGGUGCUGGAUCUCUGCCAUGGCCAGGUGGCUCUGCAACUAAACCUGGAAAACCCAAAGGGAAGAAAAAGAUUUCUUCGGUUCGCCAAAAGUUUGAUCACCGGUUCCAGCCUCAGAACCCGCUGUCGGGAGCCCAGCAGUUUGUGGCAAAGGAUCCUCAGGAGGAUGAUGACUUGAAGCUGUGCUCUCACACCAUGAUGCUCCCAACACGUGGCCAGCUGGAAGGAAGGAUGAUUGUCACUGCCUAUGAGCAUGGGCUGGACAAUGUCACCGAGGAGGCAGUGACAGCUGUUGUUUAUGCUGUGGAGAACCAUCUGAAGGACAUCCUGACCUCUGUGAUAUCCAGGAGGAAAGCCUAUCGUCUGAGGGAUGGCCAUUUCAAGUAUGCCUUUGGAAGCAAUGUCAACCCUCAGCCGUAUCUGAAGAACAGCGUUGUUGCUUACAACAACUUAAUUGAGUGCCCCCCGGGCAGCGGGACGCCCUCGGCGGCUCCGAGCCUGGCGCCCCCGCCUGCUCCUGAUGAUGCUGAGCAGCAGGCAGCCCUGCUCCUGGCCUGCUCCGGGGACACCCUGCCAGCAUCCCUGCCUCCAGUCAACAUGUACGACCUCUUUGAGGCACUGCAGGUGCACAAAGAAGUGAUCCCUGCACACACAGUCUAUGCUCUAAACAUCGAGAGGAUUGUCAUGAAACUCUGGCACCCAAACCACGAGGAGCUCCAGCAGGACAAGAUCCACCGGCAGCGCCUGGCGACGAAGGAGGGCCUCCUGCUCUGCUAGAGCUGGGCAGCCCUGCCAGCCUCAGCCUUCUCCUGGGACUUGUCAUUUGUCUGCUCUGUACAAACCUGUGUCAGCAUCUCCAGGAUGAUGUGAUUUAUGAGGCAGCUUUUCCUAUGGAAAUGGGACUGAGCCGUGGGACACUUGCUCUGCUUCCCCAGAGUCAUGUGCCAUGGAGUACUUGCACCAAUGCCACUGAACUGGAAAAUACAAACAAGACACAUUUGCAAGGACUGUUUCUAGGGAAAAUAAAUGUGAGGGUCGAAAGAGUUGGUUUCACAUAAGGUGUGGAUUUUGUGUUCUUUUGUGGGCAUGGAGAAUCUGCCUCCUUGCCCUCCCCUCUCAGGUAGUUUCCCUUCUGAGUUCAGACUCCAGAGGCCUGUCCAGUGUCUGUUGCAGCCUGUGGGAUCUGUUUAAUUAACUGGUUAUGGGGUGGGCUCUUGUGAAGAUGAGCAAUUCUCUAAGAUGACACUCUUCCUCUUCUACCAGGGGAACUUCUGAUUAGAACCUGUGACAAAACAAAGCAAAAAGGGAAUUGUCUUGAUAUUGGAGACUCCUUGGAUUUGCAACAUGAACAAAUGUCUCCUAUCACUCUGUUGUAAAAAUAUGCAGCCUUGUAUUACUUCAUUAUAAAAUUAUGCAGCCACACCUUUCCACAUGGGAGAUGUGCAGGUCACUGUGUAAAAGGAGAAAUUCCACCUGGGUUUCAGGUGCUCUACUGUAUUCCUGAGUCAGCUGUGGGAACAAGCUUAUUAUGACAAGAAAAUUCCAUUAAAGUGUCUUAAUUACUAUAUGACUUGGGCUUGACCUCAAACAUGGAGGUACCUGCUGAAGUAUGACUCACUUACUGUGCCUCCAGAUUAAUGGAAUUGAAACAGCUUCUUCUGGGGGAAUAUGAAAGGGGAAGCUCAUGGUUCCACUUUAUUCUGGUUUUCCUGUUUGAUGGGAGUCCAAUUUUUGUGUCAUAUUUCUUGUGGCGUUUUCUUCUCUGCUGUACCCUCAGGACUGAGGAGGGUGAAGAUCCCUGAUGUUUCUCCCCAGUUACUGUUUUUAUAACUUCCUUUCCUGACCCCUGGAACCGUUCAUGUUGCACCACUUUGUAGCAAGGGGCUGUGCAGCUGUGUGUUCCUGACUUUCCUGCAUCCCCUUUGGAUGUGCAAUGGCAUAUGACCCGUGCCUCUUGCUGCAGGCCUGGAAUUCAUUAUAGUUGUGCCAGGACAUGGAAAGACAGAAGGGAGGGGAUGAGACAUUGCCUGCCAUGUCCUCAAGAGUGAGAAUUGCAUCUUAUGCUCUUAACCCCGUAGGAACUGUGCAGUGUACUGAAAGUUGCCACUUUUGGAGUUUCUAUUUGCUUCUGCAUCCACUUCUAGAGCUGUAGUGAAAAACCACUGGCCACCUCAUGAACAGGCGGGAAAAGUGCUCAAGACCUUCACCAGGCUUGCUUCAUGGCCUGGGUUGGGGUGAAGUUGUUCAUCUCAUCCCAGAAAUUAUCAGUGUGAUCUGCAUCCCUGGAAGUGUAGGAAUCAGAAAAAUUCUGUUACUUUUCAGACAGUUUCAGCUGCCAGACCUGGCUUCAGUCUCACCAAACCUUUCCACUUGUGUGCCAAGCAGGAUGCCAGGGAUAUGAAUGUAACCCUCCUCAACACCCCCAAACAGCCAAACCCCUGCUCCCCAAGCUUGGGCCUUGCCUUGCUGGAGCUAUGUUGGUUAUACUUAAACACUGUUUCCAUUUGAAUUUCUGAAACCAGUUUCCCAGCGAUGGGCUGGGUUGUUAAUUAGGGCUCCCACAAUCAGAUAUCUCCUGUGCAACGGCAGCCACUUCUGAAAUGCCACUGUGGUAAGAGCAACAAGCUGGAGCUGGGGCCGCUUUUGUCUCACAGGAAGGGCUGCUGGUCUUUCCAUGGAGCACCCUGCAACCUCUCUGAAUCCUUUCAAGGCUCUUCAACCCUAUUUUGGAGGGUGUCAGCAGCGCUCCUGCCCAAGUCCUGGCAGGCCUGCGUGUUCUUCCAUGCUCUCUCCAGGUGCACAGCUGGCCAGCUCUGCAUUUCAGGAGGGGAUUUGGCCCUGGCUGAGCAGUCUUCCCUGUAUUUCUGUUUAUAUCUCACACACGUGCUCCAGAUGGAUUUGGCAGAGGAGCAGCAGGUGCUUGUCUGUGCAGUGUAGUCUUUCUGUGAAAUGUAGGCUUGAUUUUCAGAUGUUUAUAGUUUGUUGGUGUAUUGUCGAUGGGAGCAACCACUCGAUUUUUCCCUAGAUCAACAUAAAUAUUUCAGACUUCUUUAUUCCACUGAAACUUUACUUUCUCACUUAAAGUGCUGUUUUCCCACCACAAAGAAAGCAAAAGGCAGCUCAGUCUGCUUUAUUUUCGCCUCUAGCCUCUCCAAAAUACUCACCAGAAGUUUGUUCCAAGUUGUCAAAUGUAGGGUUUAGCUCUAUAAUAAAUAGAGUAUUGAAUAACUCCAUAAUAAAUGGCUUCAGAAUAAUUCUCAUCCACUCUGCAUUCCUUAAAGACAGGAAAAGGGGGAGUGAGAGCCUGGCUCUGCUCCUGUGCCCUGGGAGUGCCUGGUGCAGGUGCAGCCUUGCUGUUUUUCUGAUGUCUCACUGAAGGAUUGGUGCUACAGGGUCAUUCUCCUUUCUCAUGCGUUGGAGAUUCAUCUCUGAAUUCCUCCUGCUCUGCAGAGUGUCUCAGCUGGGCUCCAUGGUUUGCCCUGGAACCUGUGAGCAGGGCGUGUGUGAGAGCUGGGCUGGGCUGGACCUUCCCUGGAGGCAGUGGAUGUCACAGUCUGUGGUUCCCUUAUUCACGCACUACAUCCCCCAGCAGUGGAGGGAGGGCAGACAGAGAGGGGUCAGAGCAGAGCUUUGUCCUGGUGUCCCUUCUGGAGCUGUCACAGGCGUUGCACGGAGCCCUGGGGAACCAUCCUGGGGAACAGCAGCGACUGCAUCUCACAACCUGUUGUGUUGGUAGUGCUAAAAAAUGAGGGUAAGAAGCCCUUGGAGCAAAACCCCAAGUAUUUACUGCCUCAAACCAGCUUGUACACACUGGUACAGCAAGUCCUAAAUCCUAUUAGGAGAGAGCCAAACCAUCUACCCUUGCCCCUGGGACAGCAGGGCCCUGAGCAGCACAUCCCAGCAUCAGGAGGCUGCUUCUUUUUUUUUUUUUUUUCCAUUAGGAAUGUUGGAAAAGCUAACAUGAGAAGCAGACAGGAAGGAAGGAUAGAACUCAGUCUCCAAACCCCAGGAAGCGUUGAGGGUGGCCUUUGCUCAGCCAGCUGUGUGCAGGGAGCAGCGCAGGGCUAUGCAGCAGCUCCUGUGCUUUUCUGACCCUCUCACCUGCCCCGCAAAGGAUGUAAGGAUGGCUGGGAAGCCCAUCACCAUUGCCAAAACAGUUCUCUUGAAAUUUUCUGGAGCUUCCCAGCAAAACACAGCAGGCAAGGCUUGAUUUAGGGUGUUCUCUCAGAGGAGACCCCUCGAGCCACAGGUGCAGCCUCUGCCAGAGGGACACGGCAGUGCCUGUCAGGGCAGCUGCUCCUCUGACCUCGUGGUUCUGUGGGCUCCAGCUCCCCUCCCCCUGCUUGGACACUGAUGGGGCUUUGUGUCAUUUGAGUCUUCAGGAUGCCCAUGAAUGGAAAAAAACGAGAGGCAAAGACAGAACCCAGCAGCACACACAGACACAUUGGAAAACCACCUGAGCACAGCCCAGCGUGGCUGGUCAGCAGCUGUGGGUGCCAGCAGGUGCCACUCUGAACUCAGGUGUUCUGGUUUGAAGGCUCAGCCUGGCUGUUCCCUGCUGCAUGGGGGUGUUACAGCUCAUCCCAGUCUCCCAUUUCCAGCUUCCAAGGACUUGGUGUGCAAGUAGUGGAUGAAUUUGCAGCUUUGGCAUUGUAGAGAGCAAAUCCACGCUCUGGAUCUGUGUAAAGUGGCCUCCUCCACACCAGUGCAUGAGGGAGGAGCUGACCCUGCAUAUGCUGAUCUCAUUAAAACCUGACUUACACAUCCACAGCCAAAAAACAAAGGAUUAAAGCAAACAAAGUGUGAAGAGCAGCCAGAGCUCUUUGGAAAGCACACUUUGAAAUACUGAUAUCAAGUCCCUCAAGACUUGAAACAACUUUGCUAUUUUUUUUUUUUAGUCAUUAAUCAGUGGCUAUAGCCAGACAGUUAUGAUUAAACAAUUGUACUGUGAACCUUUUAGGCUUGGCUAAUCUUUUGUUUUUAGGAAAAGACAAUCCCCAGAUGAAUGAGCUGUCUGGAUGAGAGACACCAGGAGCGAGCUCAACAGGUGUGAGCAGUAACUUGGUGAAAGAUAAUUCUCACCACCACCCCCUGCCCUAUCUUGAAGAAAUGAAAUGAAAGUGUGAGCAGAGGAAGGAGCAGCCUCCCCAGUGCCCUCCCAACCUGUGGCCCCCACCCAAACCCUCACUGGCUCCUGGGAAGGCGGUGAUGGGCAAGUGGGACCAUGUCCCCGGCGUGCCACACUGCUGCUGGCUCAGCUGGCCACGGUGGGGACAGGGGGAGCAGGGCUGUGCCUGCAGCCAGCCAGGCUGCCUGGAUGGCAGUGAUCAGCUCACCAGAGGCUGGGCAUGCCUGUGCUCCCCCAGCCCGGGCCAGAUCCUCACUGUAACAUCAACGCAGCUGAAGAAGGUGCACAGUGCAAAUGAGCUGUGCCUCAGAGCUGGUGCUAACCACAGCUGUGCUCUGCCUGGGCUCAAGGAAUGAUCUGAUGGGUCCCCUUCUGAAGCUUCUCAAAGGUGCUGGAGGUCCACUAGGGCAGAAGUGUCAGGCCAGGUGUGGAGCCAGCAUUGUGGAAGCACAACCUGCAUGUCCUGAGGUGCUGAUGGAGCCUGGGAGAGGAGCAGGCAGAGCACAGCUCCCAUGGGUGCCUUUAUUGGCAUCUUGGUGAACACACACAUCUGCUUCCCCGAACACUUCGUGGCUCUUGGUUUUGCUACUACUAAAAGGGAAUAUGUGACAAAUAAAUGGGUGGGCCUGACUGCCUAAACACCAGAUUGUCCAGGCCAUGGAGGAGCAUCUUGGCACUCCCAGCAACCCUUCACUCACUGUCUGGUCUCAUUCCUAUUAUUGUAUUUUAAUAUAUCUGAUAUUAAACUUGAA